AUGGCUUCUACCAGCAACAACUGCUCCUCCUCUCGAGUCUGUAAAUACGACGUGUUCCUCAGUUUCCGAGGCACCGACACUCGCAACAAUUUCACCGAUCAUCUCUAUCACCAUCUUAUCAGAAAAGGUAUUUCCGUCUUCAAAGACGAUCAUACCCUCCAGAAAGGAGAAUCCAUUUCACCGCAGCUUCUACAAGCAAUUCGAGAUUCAAGGGUUUCUCUAGUUGUUUUCUCACGAAACUAUCCUCGGUCAACAUGGUGUUUGAAUGAAAUGGCUGCUAUUGCGGAAUGCCACAGAGAAUUCAAACAAACUGUUAUCCCUAUUUUCUACGGUAUCGAUCCAUCUCAUGUUCGGAAGCACAUUGGGGUUUUCAAAAUUGAUUUUAAUAACUCUAACAAGAAGUUCAAGUGCGAUCCAGACAAGGUUGAUGGAUGGGAGAGAGCUAUGACUGAAUUGGCCAAUUUGGUUGGAUUUGAUGUUAGAGACAAGACAGAGUUUACAGAGAUUGAAAAAAUUGUUCAAGCAGUAAUAAAAGCAUUGAAACAUAAAUUCUCAGGGUUUACCAGUGACCUUGUUGGGAUGCAAUAUCGCAUACAAGAAUUAGAAAAGCUUCUAAAAUUGAGUUCAAAGCAUGACGACUUCCGAGUUCUGGGAAUUUGCGGGAUGGGUGGAGUAGGAAAGACAACUCAUGCCACUGUUUUGUAUGACAGAAUAUCUUAUCAGUUUGAUGCUCGUUGUUUUAUUAAUAACACAAGCAAACUUUAUAUGGAUGGUGGUAUUGUUGCUGUACAAAAACAAAUUCUUCGUCAAACUCUAGCCGAAAGUAAUCUAGACUCAUACGAUACUUGUGAAAUCGCCGGAAUUAUGUUAAAUAGGCUUCACAGUGGCCUUAAGGUCCUUCUAUUUCUUGACAAUGUUGAUCAAUUAGAGCAACUGCAGGAAUUGGGUAUAAAUCCUAAAUUACUAUGGAGUGGUAGUAGAAUAAUCAUAACCACAAGAGACGAGCAUAUUUUAAGAGUUUAUGGGGCAGAUAGAGUACACAAAGUUCCCAUGUUGAAUAGUAAUGAUGCCUGUGAACUUUUUCGUAGAACAGCCUUCAAAGGUGAAGACCAAAGCAGCGAUUGUGUGGAGUUGAUUCCAGAGAUACUAAAAUAUGCUCAAAAUCUCCCAUUAGCAAUUAAAGUAGUGGGCUCUUUCUUGUGUACCCGAGAUGCUACUCAGUGGACCGAUGCUUUGGAUAGAUUGAAGAACAAUCCCGACAGUAAAAUUAUGGAUGUGCUUCAGAUGAGUGUUGAUGGACUACAACAUGAAGAGAAGGAGAUCUUUUUGCACAUUGCUUGUUUCUUUAAAGGGGAGAGGGAAGAUUAUGUUAAGCGAAUUCUAGAUGCUUGUGGAUUACACCCUCACAUUGGAAUUCAAAGAAUCCUUGAGAAAUCUCUAAUUAUCAUUAAAAACCAAGAGAUUCAUAUGCAUGAUAUGUUACAAAAACUGGGCAAGAAAAUCGUCCGGCACCGGUUUCCUGAAGAGCCAGGAUCGUGGAGUAGAUUAUGGAAUUACCAUGAUUUCUAUCAAGUAUUGACAACAGAAACGGGAACAAACAGUGUUAAAGCUAUAGUUCUGGAUCAAAAGGAAAGUUUCUCCAACUGCAGGGCUGAAGGAUUUUCAUAUAUGAGGAACCUUGCACUUCUCAUAUUGUAUCAUAACAACUUUUCAGGAAAUUUGGAUUUUCUUUCCAACAACUUGCGAUAUCUUUUGUGGCAUGGAUGCCCUUUUACUUCUUUGCCGUCAAAUUUUGAGCCAUAUUAUCUUGUGGAAUUGAAUAUGCCUGAUAGUAGCAUUCAACGACUGUGGGAAGGUCGCAAGGAACUACCUAAUUUGAAGAGGAUGGAUUUGAGCAACUCCAAGUAUCUUAUAGAGACUCCAAAGUUUUUUUUGACCUCAAAACUGGAGCGGUUAGAUUUUACAGGAUGCACAAACUUAAUACAGGUCCAUCCAUCAAUUGGACAUCUUACCGAACUUGUUUUCUUAUGUUUGCAAAACUGCAGCAGUUUGGUUGACCUUGAUUUUGGUAGUGUAUCAAGAUUAAGUUCUUUGAGAGUUCUACGCCUUUCUGGUUGUACAAAACUUGAAAAGACACCAGAUUUUAUCAGCGCAUCAAAUCUUGAGUACCUUGAUAUGGAUGAAUGUACAACUUUAUCCAAAGUUCAUGAAUCCAUUGGGGAUUUGACAAACCUUAAAUUCUUGACUUUGAGAAACUGCACAAAUCUGGUUGAAAUGCCCGAUAGAAUUAAGAGGAUGGCAUCCCUUGUAACUCUAGAUUUUUGCGGUUGCUCGAGUCUUACAAUUCUACCCCUGAAAUGGACUCCUACUGAUCAUAUGAGAUCUUUGAUUUUUUUAGAUUUAAGCUUUUGCAAUCUUCAUGAAGUACCUGAUAUUGGAACGUUAAAGACGCUAGAAAGACUAAACCUACAAGGAAACAAAUUUCGUUCACUACCUUAUGGUUCCAAUGAUCUUCAAAACCUAGCAUAUGUAAACUUAUCUCAUUGCCAUGAGCUUGAAACUAUUGAACUACCUUUAAUUAGUGCUUCUUCUGGAGGAAGAUAUUUUAACAUAGCAGUGGGAUCUCGUGAUCAUAGGUCAGGAUUAUACAUAAUUGACUGCCCCAAGAUCAUGAACAUUACUGGAAACCAAAUCAUAGAAUAUAUAUGGUUUCGAAGACUGCAUGAGAAUCCCCAACACUUUCGGGGUGGCUUUGACAUUGUUGUUCCUGUUUUUCCAUCAAGUAGUUGUAUUCCAAGAUGGUUCAAUCACCAAUUUGAUGGCGGUUCAAUAGUAAGGAUAGUAGAUUUUGAUGAGUUUGACAAGAAGUUUGGCUUUGCCUUCUGUGUGGCAUUUGAGGUAAACAAUUGUCCUGCGAAUACUUGUUCUCCUCCACAGGAUUCAUUUUUCUCAGCACUCCCACAUCCUUUAUAUCUUUCUUUUGAAAGUGAACACACAGAGGAACGCUUUGAUAUGCCACUCAGUUUGGAUUUGAACAAAAUUGAUGGCUCCAAACAUCUUUGGCUAAUCUAUAUCUCUCAAGAGCAUUGCCAUUUUGUAAAAACUGGAGCGCAUAUCACAUUUAAAGCCUGCCAAGGUUUGUCCAUAAAGAAAUGGGGAUUGCGCUUGUUAAUCAAGAAUAAAGAAUCAUAUCCGGCCCCUAGCUCCUGGGAACACUUAUUGGACUAUUAUAUGCCCCAACUUUUCUUAGACUAUGUACAAAAAACCAGCAUGAAGUCUGGAACUAAAAUCCAACUUCCAUACAAUUGGUUGGUUACUGAAGACGAAGAAGUUGAGAAUUCUGGAGCCAAGUCAAAAGAAACCGAUCUUUCUAAUCUCGGCCUUUAG
This is a messenger RNA of Vicia faba (fava bean), 3387 nucleotides long. The record is from the annotation of a GenBank genome assembly. NCBI's taxonomy places the organism in Eukaryota, Viridiplantae, Streptophyta, Magnoliopsida, Fabales, Fabaceae.